Gasterosteus aculeatus aculeatus (three-spined stickleback) is the source of this 2378-nucleotide messenger RNA. RefSeq names its product glycolipid transfer protein domain containing 2b (gene gltpd2b). Gene Ontology annotation, cellular component: membrane; cytosol; cytoplasm. Lineage: Eukaryota; Metazoa; Chordata; Actinopteri; Perciformes; Gasterosteidae. The record is from RefSeq and is a predicted model, not a curated record. Gene Ontology annotation, biological process: ceramide transport; intermembrane lipid transfer. Gene Ontology annotation, molecular function: ceramide 1-phosphate binding; ceramide 1-phosphate transfer activity.
UUAUAUUGAAGAUGAACCUGGGAGGGGAAGGAGGUUACUGGAGGACAACCGUCCGCUCUGCAUUAUCAGCCAGUGGCUGAUCUUUGGACUCUCGGAUUGAGCAACACUCAGAGAGAAAAAGCAGCUUCAAAAUCAGUCCGAAACAAAGGCAGGAAAGAGGAGACGUGAAUGGAAGAAAGCCAAGAGGGAAAAAGCAAAAAGAACGAGCUACGGCAGACUGAGUCCCAUCAGUGCAACGAGGGAAAGCAGCCCUCUGGGAGGUGCAAUGCUUGAGAUCACUUUUAAUUUAAGCUUCUAGGGAGGAGUAUGAAAGAUUUGUGAGAACGGGGGAAGGAGGGGGUCGUUGGGGGUGGGGAGGGUCGGAGUCAGAGGUCCAAUGGGGAGUAAUUGUGGUGACAGCCAGUGCAAGGGGACAAGGGUUCAUGUGAGACACAGAGGAGGUGAGAUAUAAGGACAAAGAGAAGGAAGCGAGGGGGGACCGGCGUGGACUUCAGUAUGGGUGUUAAGAGCAAAGCUGCUGCUGCUAUCGUAGUCCUGCUGCUGUUCCUCGGCUCCCUGUGGAUCCAAGGAGGUUUGGAUUACCAAUGGGAAUCUUGUUUGAAAGGAUAUAAUCAAGUGAACACGCUCCACCAGCUGUACAACAGCAGUGAUGGCGAUGGGGCUGAGGGCCCCAGAAUCAUGGAGGGGUGCCCCGGUCAGACGUUCCAGGUGUCACUCCUGCUCUCCCACCUGCUGGCAGGACCCGCCUACGCCUCGGACGUGCUAAUGCAGCCGUAUCUGUCCAGCUGGGACGAGCUUGUGAGGUUUAUGGAGGCCCUUGGCCCCAUGGUGGGACUGAUUUCUAAAGAGAUAGAAAGCAAGACUUCCAUAAUCCGUCAACUGGCCCUGUUAUCAAAAGAGAGCCCUGAAGCCGAGCUGGGCCCAGAUAUACAUUCAAUAAACAGUGUGAGGACAGAGACUGGGGCAGAGAACAACCCGGAGGCCUCACAGCACACUGGCGCUUAUCACUCGGUGCGCUCCAUGAUCUGGGUGGAGCUGAACCGAGGACUGGUGGACUUCAACCACCAGACGGACUCGGGGUGCAGGACGCUUCUGCGUCUGCACCGCGCUCUGCUCUGGUUGAAGCUCUUCCUGCAGAAGCUGGCCGAGACGCCAGCGGCCGGCCGGCUGAGGAGCCCCUCGGAGCUGUGCCGGGAGGCCUACCAGAGCACCCUCGCCAACCAUCACACCUGGUUCGUCCGCCGGGCCGCCGAGCUGGCCUUCAUCGCCAUGCCAGAGCGGGGUUUCUUCUUCAAGUUGGUGUGCGUCCAGAGCCAGGAGGAGCUGAACGUGGUGCUGAACAGAGUGGUUCAGGCCAUUGGGGAGAUUUAUGACAGGACGCAGAAGGCCCUGGAGGAAAACAACAUGCUGGACUUGCCAUAGGGAAGCGGCUCUCGGACUCGACCGUACUUGCACUGCCCUCGUGGUCUUCCCGGGCUUCACACUUAAAUGUCUAGCUAACAAACGUGGUGAGAACAAGGACAAAUUAAUGAACUUUUUAAGGCUACAAUUCACACGUGCCAUACUCUCCCAUCCCGAACCAAAGGGCUGCGUCGACAAUCAACUGAUACUGAAAGAGAGAUUGCUUUUGGCCUGUGGACAAUCUUUAUUACACUUUACGAGAUUAUGACUGGGCCGAUGCAUUCAAGCAUCUAAACAAACUAAACUAAACAAAGAACUUGAACUAUUUAAGCAGGAGUACCUAAUAACAUGGACACCACACACCCAAAGCAACCCUCUGCAAUACAGCUGAAAUAAAUACAGCAUUUGUUAAGCUGUUAAUCUUUCUCAGCAUUCGUCACAGGAGAGGUGAAUUGCAAUGAUGGAUUGCAUCAGAUUCUAGAAUUCCUGGUUUGUUUUUACGUUUAGAAUGUAAUUAAAAAAUGUGCUGUUUAGCUGUAGCUAAUGCUUGUUGGUUUAGAAUGGUGACCGGCUCGGUCGAGAUGCCUUCUGGCCUUUAAAUCUGGGACCAAUCCCUCCCAAUUAAAGAUAUAUUAUACAACACAAAUCAGCAUAUGCUGAACAAAAGGACUAAAUGAUGCUUCGUAGCAUCCGUGGUGUGAGUGUGAAAAAUAAAUUUCUCUGUUGUAUUUUGUAAAUUUUUCUAUCAUGUUCAUAAUUAUUAAAUAAAAAGAAACGAUCCAGAUGGUCGAGUGACGUGAUAACCCUGUGUAAUGUGACCCACCAUCCGGCAGGGGACCCGGUGCUCGGCUACAGACUAAUCCUCACUUGCUUUCAUCAUGGUGGAUGUAAUCUGCCCUCUGUGAACCUCCCACCUGGACACUGUUGGUGGAAAUGUCUUUUUUUUUAAACCCUAGUACAAAUGCUGUUCCUCUUCA